This is a messenger RNA of Cucurbitaria berberidis CBS 394.84, 1008 nucleotides long. RefSeq names its product glyoxylate reductase. The coding region runs from base 1 to 1008 and encodes 335 amino acids. NCBI's taxonomy places the organism in Eukaryota, Fungi, Ascomycota, Dothideomycetes, Pleosporales, Cucurbitariaceae. The record is from RefSeq and is a predicted model, not a curated record. The transcript has 2 exons. Gene Ontology annotation, cellular component: cytosol. Gene Ontology annotation, molecular function: hydroxypyruvate reductase [NAD(P)H] activity; glyoxylate reductase (NADPH) activity; NAD binding.
AUGUCGCAACGAGCAGCACUUCUUAUCGGCAAGCUUACCCACGCGCGAAAGGAAUGGCAGGAAUGUGCACAGGUAGCAACGAAGCUGCAUGAGUACCCCGAUGGCAAUCGAGACGACUUCAUCUCGAAAUGCAAAAGUGGCGAAUUCGACGGCGUGUAUGCUCUCUACCGAAGUAACGACUCGAAUUCGCUCACCGGAGACUUCAACGCAGAGCUGCUCGAUGUUCUACCGAAGAGCCUGAAGUAUGUUUGUCACAACGGCGCUGGAUAUAACAACAUCGAUGUUGCAGCUUGCACAAAAAGGGGCAUCCAAGUUUCAAGCACACCGAUAGCAGUGAAUGACGCGACUGCGGACGUUGCUAUCUGGUUGAUGUUGGGUGCAUUCCGAAAUAUCAAGCAGUCCUACAACGCAGUCAAUCAAGGCAAAUGGCGCGGAAACUUUUCGCUCGGUCACGACCCGAAGAAUAAGACGCUCGGUAUCCUGGGUAUGGGCGGCAUUGGCUCAGCGGUCGCGCAUCGUGCGAAGGCUUUCGGCAUGAAAAUACAAUACCACAACCGCAAUCAGCUCCCAGCAAGCGAAGAGAAUGGCGCGAAGUAUGUGAGCUUCGACGAGCUGCUGAAGUCGUCGGAUGUUAUCAGCUUAAAUUUAGCGCUGAAUCCCUCCACAACACACAUCAUUGGCAAGGCACAGUUCGAGCAGAUGAAGGACGGCGUCAUCAUCGUCAACACUGCUCGAGGGCCGUUGAUCGAUGAAGCAGCGUUGGUGGAUGCACUGAAGAGCGGCAAAGUCUGGACGUGUGGCCUGGAUGUGUUUGAGGAGGAGCCAAAGAUUCACCCAGGGUUGUUAGAGAGCGAGAACGCGGUGCUGCUGCCUCAUAUUGGGACAGGGACGUUCGAGACCCAACGCGAUAUGGAGCUGUUGGUUUUAGACAACCUGAAGUCGGCGAUUAAGAGCGACAAGCUGCUGACACAAGUACCCGAGCAGAAGAAGGACAAGGCGAACAUAUGA